Plasmodium malariae is the source of this 420-nucleotide messenger RNA. RefSeq names its product conserved Plasmodium protein, unknown function. The transcript is spliced from 6 exons. The coding region runs from base 1 to 420 and encodes 139 amino acids. The record is from RefSeq and is a predicted model, not a curated record. Lineage: Eukaryota; Apicomplexa; Aconoidasida; Haemosporida; Plasmodiidae.
AUGAACAGUCAUAUUUUGAAAUUAUGCAUUUUCGGAUUACUUUACAAAAUAACCCACUACACUUCAAAUCAAAGGAAUGUAUUAUCAUUUGUCAGAGGACAAACAGACGAACAUGGAAAUUUGAACAUCGAUUUAACAUAUAAUGGUGAUGAGAAGAAACGGAUAAAUCUGGAGUUGGAUAAAAAUAUUGAAACUGUUGAUAGCCCUUUAAUAAUAAUAUUACCAACGGAAAAUGUGUCACCUAGUAGAUUAUACGAAAAUUAUUUGAAACAAACAGAGAACCCCAAAUAUAUUUCCGUCAAAAAUGUUUUAAAUAACAUGGUGAACACAUUCGAGCCGAUUGAACAAAAGGCAUUCAUAAACAAACUUUCUGACGAAAUUAACACACGCAUCAAAUUUUAUGAAAGUUUUUCUAUAUGA